This is a messenger RNA of Gossypium raimondii (Peruvian cotton), 1361 nucleotides long. Its product is annotated as serpin-ZX. NCBI's taxonomy places the organism in Eukaryota, Viridiplantae, Streptophyta, Magnoliopsida, Malvales, Malvaceae. The transcript has 2 exons. Gene Ontology annotation, molecular function: serine-type endopeptidase inhibitor activity. The coding region runs from base 18 to 1235 and encodes 405 amino acids. The record is from RefSeq and is a predicted model, not a curated record.
AGCUUAAGCAGACAGCAAUGGAGGUUCCAAUAGAGGCAGAAAGCAGUAGUUUCAACACCUAUUUCUGUCUGCUGUUGGCUAAUAACAUUCUUCAAGAAAAGGGUGUUGAAAAUGGAUCAAACACAGUGAUCUCACCAUUUUCAUUCCAUCUUUUGUUGAGCUUGAUUGCAGUUGGAUCCAAGGGACGUACUUUGGAGCAGCUAUUCCACUGUUUAGGAUCCAAAAGCCUGGAAGAUAUCAAUUCACUAGCUUCCCAAAUGGUUGAUCUGGCAUCACCAUUCAAUGAAAGCAAUGGGGCUUCCAUUGGUGAACCAGACUUGUCCUUUGUUAAUGCGGCUUGGGUUGCUCAAAGCUUAAAGCUGAAACCUUCUUUCCAAGAGAUUGUAGAAGGUGUCUACCAUGCCAUUGCCAAAGAAGUUGACUUUGCCAAUAAAGCUGAACAGGUUGUAGCUGAAGUAAAUGCGUGGGCCGAGACUGCAACAAGAGGGCUCAUCAGGAACCUUCUCACAGCUGAGGCCUUGAAGGUUAUAAAUGAAUAUACAGCUUUGAUACUUGCAAAUGCACUUUACUUCAAAGGAACAUGGGCUCAACUAUUUGAUACAUCAAAAACUAAACAAAGGGUCUUUCACCUCUUAGAUGGUGAAAAAGUUCAUGUUCCUUUCAUGACUAGCAAUAGAUUUGAGCGUUAUCUUUACAACGAGUUUGAGGAUUUUAAAAUCCUCAAACUCCCUUACAAAACUAGUCAACCCAUUAGAAAAUUCGCCAUGCAUUUCUUUCUACCAGAUGCAAAAGAUGGCUUGAAGAACUUGCUACAAGUGUUCAAGUCCAACCCUGAAUACUUCAACAAGCGAUUCGAUCUCGUCAACCGGAAAAUUUCCGACUUCUGGGUUCCGAGAUUCAAGUUCGAGUUCGAGUUUGAAGCAUCGGAGGCGAUGAUCAAAAUGGGACUAGACCUACCUUUUAAUAGAAGAAAAGCAGAGAUUACUGAAAUGGUAGAUUCGGUUACUGAACCUCUAUUUGUGAGGAAGAUGUUUCACAAAUGUUUCAUUGAAGUGAACGAGGAAGGAACCGAAGCUGCUGCUAGCACUGCAGUUAUAAUCGAACAGCAGCAGCAGUCGGUGUAUCCAAAUCCAAGCUUUGUAGCGGAUCAUCCUUUCAUGUUCAUGAUCAAGGAAGAGAUAUCUGGAGUUGUGUUCUUUGUUGGAGCAGUGCUCAAUCCCUCGUUGGACUCCUAAUAUCAAACAAAUGGGUUAAGAAUGUAAUAAAAUUAAGAAACAAUUUGGGGGCAGGGGAUUUCUAUUCAUCAACUACUGCUUAUAUUCCAAUUUUCAUUAAUUACAUGUUGCAAAAGCAUCUCGUUA